Branchiostoma belcheri (Belcher's lancelet) is the source of this 592-nucleotide messenger RNA. RefSeq names its product membrane protein FAM159B-like. The transcript is spliced from 4 exons. The record is from RefSeq and is a predicted model, not a curated record. The coding region runs from base 28 to 534 and encodes 168 amino acids. Lineage: Eukaryota; Metazoa; Chordata; Leptocardii; Amphioxiformes; Branchiostomatidae.
CAGUGCGAUGGUUACUACGACGCGGCGAUGGGCCGGCACCGAGAGGCGUUCCACUGUCCGAUGUACGAGGGUGCGGAGGGGAAGAGCACCUGGCUCUACUGCUGCGGGACUACCACAUUCAGGUACUGCUGCCCCUUCAAGGAACCCGACAUCAUCCCCUUAGACAUCAACCUCAGUGUUGGAGCGUAUUUCGCCAUCGCGUUCGCCUGCCUGGUGUUGUUUCUCGCCGUCACGGUUCUCUGCUGUUUCUUCUUCCCCUACUGCUGGUUAUACAAGAUGAAACACCCCAACAGGGACAUGCAGAUAGACAUCGGUGUGGAGGGUCCGACCAUCUACCCGUUACGCACGAUGCGGAGCAGCGCCUCGGAGCCCGCCCGGAUCCCGCCCGGGCUCAGCGUGGAGACCGCCAUGGUCAAGGAGGAGCGCCGCAACUCCUACCCCCCACGGGGAACCUUCCCCUUCCCCCCUACCGAGGAGAUACCCUACCCCCCUCCAACUGCUAACUCUCAGCACCGUUCCCAGACAUCACUGUAAAAAUUUUUUAUUACUAGCAAGGCAAGAGAGAGGAAAGAUAGGUUUGCACAGGUUGUUG